AGAUGUGAAUAACUAGAUGUCUGCAUGGUGCUUAGUGUUGUCUUCGACUCUAUUGCCGCGCCAUAUCCUAGUUUUACAGGUAAAUCAAUGACCGUGUCUUGAUGUCAUCGGUGGUCUUACGGCGCCGUCGAUCGGGCGCUGUUCUAUCACUAGAAAAAUAUAAAAAAGGAAUGAAAUUUUGCCAAGAGAUGUUGAAGUCAGCAGGCAAUCGCCAGUAAAUUCCGAUACACAUAAUAUAUAUCAUUGACUUAUAUCCUCAAGCGCCACCAUGAGCAACCCGGAUAACCCCAACAUCAGCCAACGCAGCACGCCGCAAUGGGCCCUCUAUCAGAGGGAGCUCUUCUGGGCACCGAACGAGGAGAAGCACCCGCCCUUUAACACGCACCCCGAUAAGCUGAGAGAGACGGCUAGGGAGCGCCUCACCCAGUCUGGAUGGCACUACGCAUCCUGCAACGCCGGCCUCUCAUGGACACACUACGCCAACCGACAGGCUUUUUACCGGCACCAAAUCGUGCCGCGAAUGCUCGUCGGCACAGACCAGCGGGACACCGCAACCACCAUCUUCGGCCAUCGCGUCGCAGCACCGAUUGGGUUCGCACCUAUCGGCAUUAAUCGGAUCUACCACGCGACGGGGGAACUCUCCCCCGCGAAGGUGGCCGGCGAACUGAACCUGCCGUACUGUCUGAGCUCCGCCGGCAGCUACAGCAUCGAGGACGUAGCGCACGCCAACGGCGACGGCGGCGUACGCUUCUUCCAGCUAUACUGGAGCCCGGACGAUGCCGUGGCGUUGUCGAUGCUGCGACGUGCCGCGCAAAACGGGUAUACUGCAUGCAUGUUGACUACGGAUACAUGGCAGCUAGGCUGGCGACACGACGACGCCGCGCAUGGGAACUAUGCGUUUUACCACGAGCACGGGGCAGGCGACCUCGGGCUCAACGACCCGGCGUUCCUAGAUCGUCUGCGAGAGGCGAAGCUGGAUCCGAAAGAUCCCAAGGACAAGUACCGCGUCGGCGCGGAGUGGAUCGACAAGCACAUAUGGCACGGACAAUCAUUCUCGUGGAAGAGAUUGCCAUGGCUGAUUGAGAAUUGGAAGAAGCUUAGUGGUGGGAAGCCGUUUUGCAUCAAGGGGAUCCAGAGCGUGGCGGAUGCGCGCAAGGCGGUUGAGCUGGGGGUCGAUGGGAUUGUUGUUUCGAAUCAUGCUGGGCGGCAGGUUGACGGCGCGAUUGCGAGUCUGGAUGCGCUGGAGAAGAUUGCGGAUGCGGUGGGGGAUAAGAUAUACAUCAUGUACGACUCGGGCGUCCGGGGCGGCGCUGACGUGUUCAAGGCUCUAGCGCUCGGAGCCAAAUUCGUGUUGAUAGGUCGUCUAUGGGUGUACGCGCUGGGCUCCGGCGGCGAGGAAGGUGUGCGCCAUGUGAUGAAGGGACUUCUGGCAGAUUUCGACAUUUUGAUGAACGUCGCGGGGUAUCCAGAGCUGAAAGAUAUCAAUCGCGAUGCUUUGGACUCCCUGCCGAAGGGAGCUUACUUCCCGUCUACGACGGAAAUCGCGUGAGCAUUCAACAGAUUUUACAAUGCCGACGAAGAGGUGGUUGAGCUGUUGUAAACGGUCACUUCUGAGAUCACGAAUGAAGAAAGCGAUGGCAACGACUGGUAAAUUGACAAAUUGACAAAGGGAAUAU
Messenger RNA from Daldinia loculata, 1676 nucleotides. Its product is annotated as L-lactate dehydrogenase. Bases 269 to 1549 code for a protein of 426 amino acids. Gene Ontology annotation, molecular function: oxidoreductase activity; FMN binding. The record is from RefSeq and is a predicted model, not a curated record. Lineage: Eukaryota; Fungi; Ascomycota; Sordariomycetes; Xylariales; Hypoxylaceae. The transcript has 4 exons.